AAACAAGCACUACUCCACCAUGCCUUUUCAACUCUCUUCCUACUCUAGCUCCGUCCACCAAGAAAGAAAUAUGCAUAAGGGAUUGGUUAUGUAUCCGAUGAUGGGUACACUCCAAUUACGGGUGAGUGGAUUCCAUGCUCUGCUUGUCAAGUGAGCAGUUUUUUGCGGAUUAACCUUUGUUUCGUUGUCUGUUCGACCUUGAACGUAUCGUUUUUAGAGAUGCUAAAUAUGAUAUACAAAACCCUAGUCUCAAUUGCAUUAGGAUUAAUUAAAUGAACUGAAAUCACUUUUGCAUCUAUCUUUAGAGCUAAUCCCAUACUUUUGCUUUGCCCUCUUCCGUUUCUUUCCAAAACCAUCUACUUCUUCAAUAUUUUAAUAAAAAAGAAUCAGAAUCGCGAGACUUUGAAUUAAUAAUAUACUCCAUUGAUUCCACAAGAAAAGACACAUAUGCAUGCAUAUGCCAUAUGGGUAUACAUUAAUUUCCAGUGUAAAUUGGCAUGGUAGGUAUAUAUAAAUUAACGUUGGAAACAUUACGGAAAAAUUUGUGGUUUCCAUUAGGGAAGUAAAUAGUUCAUUUCUGACUUUUGGGUGCAUUGGAAGUCGUGAGAAAAGGAAAUAAGACUAGGAUCUAGAGCUAGCUAUACAUAAUAACAGACCCAAGAUAGCCAAUAACAUCCAAAAAAUAUAGUUGUUGGGUAAACUUAUAAAUUUACUUUUAAUUGAUUUUAGAUUAGAUAUCCACGUAGUAUGAUAAUAUAACCAAGUUUCCCAUUGACAGGGUAUACACAAAGCCCAACGAGGCUGGGUGCAUUGAUCUCAAUUAAAGUUACUAGUUUGGAAUUUCUUUACCACUAAAGCAUUGAUAUCAACUAGCUAGGUGCAUAUAGAAAUUAAAUUCCUAAUUCUUAGUGUCUAAAAAAACUUGGUGAUGAAUAGAUUUUGAUCCAUCCCUAGGGACAAUACCUAACCUAAUUAAUACUAAGUGGCACUAGUAAUUAUUUAAGUUUAAUUGGGGGGAAAAAAUUAGAAUAUAAGAGAUAGAAAUGUUAGAUGUGCAAAGUUUUUCAUUUUUGUUCGUACUCCAUAUAUAUUUAUUAUUUAGCAUCGAGUUGAACAAGAAGAAGAAACUAUUUGGCAUAGUGUCUUCCCAGUUAAAAAAGAAAAGAAAAGAAAAGAAAAGAAUAAUGAAGGUACCUACAUAACUUUUAUUUUAUAAAACCCAAUUGGGAAAAAAUAAAAAUAUGCAUAAGGACAGGGUAGAUAUGUAAGAUAUUCCAUAAUGGUACACUUGGAUAUGGUAAUUUGGUAAGCAUGUUGUAAACAAAAAUACGUUUUUCUUUUGGCCAAAGUGAAAAUACUUUGACCAGGGAGUUGAUAAUUUGGGAGGGUAGUUGUUUUUGUUUUGUUUUUUUCAUAUUCUGAACAUAGGACGGGAGGGUAGUUGUUCAAUAAUUUUUUUUAAUAAGUAUAAAUUUUAAAAAAUAAAAAAAAAUUUAAAUUAAUAUUAUAUUAAUAAAAGUAAAUCUUUAAAAUUGAUUACAAAUUAAUCAGCCCGCAAGGUCAGGGGCGGGUGGCUGUUCAAACUUCGACCCAAAGUCAGAUGGAGUACUGCCUAAGGAAGUGCAAUCACUGGCCCGUAGAAUUAAGCAUGAUAUUGGGAAGUGCAAUGAUUGUAUUUUUUUUAUUAUUUCCUUGAGUAUUUUAUUUUAUUAUUUGGAUUAUAUUAUGUUAUAAAAUAUUAAUUAUUAA
This is a messenger RNA of Rubroshorea leprosula, 1749 nucleotides long. The record is from the annotation of a GenBank genome assembly. NCBI's taxonomy places the organism in Eukaryota, Viridiplantae, Streptophyta, Magnoliopsida, Malvales, Dipterocarpaceae.